AUGCGUCCUCCCGGCCGCCAGGGGGCGCCGAGCGCGUCCUCAGUGGUUUCCCAGCGCCUGACCCUAGGCGUGCGCACGCUCCGGGCGCACAGAGGUCACUCGCGCCGGCGGCUCCCCACGUGCGCGGAGAGUCCGGGGCUGCAGGAUGUAGAGAUGGGGGCUCGCGUGAGCCGCGCCUUCAGGAACUUCAACCUGGAGAACCGAGCCGAGCGGGAGAUCAGCAAGAUGAAGCCCUCCACGGCUCCCAAGCACCCUUCCACCCGCGACCUCCUGCACGAGCAGCUGAGUCAGCAUCCAGAAAUCAAAGAAGAAGUUUCUAGGAAAGAUAACAAGCUGUUGUCAUUACUAAAAGAUGUGUAUGUCGACUCCAAAGAUCCGGUGACGUCCUUGCCGGUAAAAGAUGCCAAAGUGCGGACGCAAGAACCAAAGGAGUUCAGAUUGCCGAUAGGACAGCAGUUGGAUAAGAAUGUCAUGGACAUCCCCAAAGGCAAAGUUUCUGUUGUAGAAGCGUUGACACUUCUCCAUAACCAUAAACUUUCUCCAGAAACAUGGACUGCCGAGAAAAUUGCCCAAGAGUACCAUUUAGAACUGAAAGAUGUAAAUUCCGUUCUCAAAUAUUUUGUUACUUUUGAAGUCAAAAUCUUUCCUCCGGAAGACAGGAAAGCAAUACCAUCAAAAUGA
Molecule: messenger RNA, 681 nt
Organism: Alexandromys fortis (reed vole)
Lineage: Eukaryota; Metazoa; Chordata; Mammalia; Rodentia; Cricetidae
Product: NADH dehydrogenase [ubiquinone] 1 alpha subcomplex assembly factor 4-like
Exons: 3
Coding region: 1-681 (226 amino acids)
Biological process (GO): mitochondrial respiratory chain complex I assembly
Cellular component (GO): mitochondrion
Source: RefSeq, a predicted model, not a curated record